CACAGAGUGCAGCAGAGGAGGGAGAGAGGAUGUAGCCUGGCUCUAGCUGAACAGCAUCACACUGACUAACCACUGAAUCUGUGUAAUGCAGCAGAAUCAGUGACCGGACUAAAGAAAGGCACCAUGACUGUUGGAUUGAGACCAAUGAUUUUGCUGCUAUUGCUGCUCUGUUGUUGGCAACUUACCACAACCAAAGAAGGAAAAUCCACAAAGAAGGGAAAGAAAGGAAAGCAAGUCGUCUGUCCAUCGCAGUUGUCUCCAGAGGAUUUGGCCCAGGUUCCAGCGAACUCUACCUCCAACAUUUUGAAUCGUCUGAUGGUCAGUUAUGACCCAAGAAUAAGACCUAACUUUCAAGGGAUCCCAGUUGAAUCCAGGGUGAACAUCUUCAUUAACAGCUUUGGGUCCAUCCAGGAGACAACUAUGGACUACAGAGUAAAUAUAUUCCUUCGACAACGAUGGAACGAUCCCCGUCUACGACUUCCAACUGACUUUAAGAGUGAAGCUCUAACUGUUGAUCCCAAGAUGUUCCAGUGUUUGUGGAAACCAGACCUUUUCUUUGCAAAUGAGAAAAAUGCAAACUUUCAUGAUGUCACACAAGACAAUAUUCUGCUCUUCAUCUUCAGGAAUGGGGACGUCUUGAUCAGCAUGAGGCUGUCGGUGACGCUGUCUUGCCCCUUGGAUCUCACAUUGUUCCCAAUGGACACACAACUAUGCAAGAUGCAGCUGGAGAGCUUUGGCUACACCACCAGUGAUCUUGUGUUCAUGUGGCAGUCUGACCCGGUUCAAAUGGAUGAGAUUGCACUCCCUCAGUUUGACAUCAAGCAAGAGGAUAUAAAAUAUGGAAACUGCACAAAGUACUACCAAGGAACAGGAUACUACACCUGUGUUGAGGUAAUUUUUACAUUGCGGAGGCAGGUUGGUUUCUACAUGAUGGGAGUUUAUGCUCCAACACUGUUGAUUGUCGUUUUGUCCUGGUUGUCAUUCUGGAUCAACCCUGAUGCCUCAGCUGCAAGGGUGCCACUUGGUAUUUUAUCAGUACUUUCUCUAUCCAGUGAGAGUAUGUCCUUGGCUUCAGAGCUACCAAAGGUUUCCUAUGUAAAGGCUAUUGAUAUCUGGCUCAUUGCCUGUCUGCUCUUUGGGUUUUCAUCCCUGGUGGAGUACGCUGUGGUCCAGGUGAUAUUGAACAGUCCUAAACUGAUUGAGGAGGAGAAGGCUAAAAUGGCCACAAAAGAAAAAGCUUUGAAAGAGAAAGACGGAAAGAAGCCUUCAAAUAAAACCAACAACACCAUCAAUGGCACCGGUGGAACACCAAUGCACGUCAACACUCUGCAGGUGGUUGAAACGCGCUGUAAGAAAGUUUGCACUUCAAAGUCUGACCUUCGCUCCAGUGACUUCAGCAUCGUGGGAUCUUUACCUCGAGACUUUGAACUUUCCAACUUUGACUGUUAUGGUAAACCAGUAGAAGUUACAGGGGCCCUCAAGUCCCAAAACAAAGCCAACAAGAAACCACCACCACCCAAACCUGUCAUACCAGCAGCUGCCAAGCGCAUUGAUCUAUAUGCAAGAGCCCUAUUUCCCUUCUCCUUCCUCUUCUUCAAUGUCGUCUACUGGUCAAUCUAUCUGUGAGAGGGAGAAGAAUCAAAGAAUUUGUAUCCUAGGUACAGACUGGACAACCCUGACACUGAAACUACACUUUUCAUUGGUAAAUGAUAUAUGAAAGUCAAAUACAGGUCAUUCCAUAUAAAAAUCUGUCAAGUUAAAGAAAAGUUCCCGCCUUACCCUCUCAGAAUCAACUUUUUUUGUACAAUAUUUUUAGCAUUCUCAGUGAAGCUAUAAAAAAUAUCACUUUCAUCCUAUGAAUAUUUUCCAAGUUAUAGGCAAUCGAAGUACAUAAGGCUGCUUCAAACUUUGUUCAGUUUUGGACCAUCUCACCAUAUGACAUCCACUCUGGUUAAACUAAGUUAUAGCACGAAAGAUCUCCUUUUCACCUACAUUUACUACUUUGAUGUUCUAAAUGUGAUUUAUUCUUAGUCAGUCAUGUCUAAUACAGGCAUCCUUAUCAGCUGCCAGACGUUCAAUCUGAGAUUGUUUCCUCAACCAAUAAAGCCAUGAUACAGCCGCAACAUUGGACAAAGGUGCAAAAUGACCUUUGACCUUUUGCUGAUAUCAUGAGCAACCUUUCCAGUCUUGAUAAUCAUAAAGUCAUGAAAGCAGGAUUUUUCCACCUGUUUAUCAUGAGCAUGUGUGAUGCUUAGAUGUUGCAUAAAUUCACUCUAGAUGGGAAUAAAAGCUGAAGAGUCAACAGCCACAAACAAUGUGACAAAAACGUGGAUCUGGAUUCCUGUUCAUUUCUGGUGCUUUUACGAAGGAUAUGCACCACACGACAACCUAGUGUAGAAAUCUGCCAUGGAAAAGGCAUAUGUGAUGGAACUAGAAAUGCCUGCAGCCAGAGCCUGUUUGCAACAACCCAACAGUAAGCACAUCCUAACCCCAUGGCAUCGCUUUGAACAGUCUAACCCAUACAUCUCAGCAAUCAGUCAUGUUUCAGCCAGCAAUGUUACCAACAGGCCAAAGUUGGUGCAACAUUUGAAUCCAGCAAGAUACUGCAAGGAAGCCGUAACUGUCACUGUGCAGAGUGGAUAUAUUAUUGCCAAAAGGUCCUACACAAUCAUUUUCUUGGCAUCAAGGUUACACAUCAUCACCAUUGUUCCCAUCACGAUGAAGACAGGCCAACAGCACAAGGUGACAGAACAAAUCUUAAAAAUAUCACAGUAGAAUUUUUGAGAGUGGAUUAUUUGAGUUUGUGACACUUGGAGUAAUGUGUUAACCUGAUUUUACAGAGUUUAAAAGAGCUCAAAUGUGGUUUUCAGUGGCUUCUCUUUCCCCUUCUACUUAUGAAAUUUUAAGGGCUCAAAAAUACUGAAAGAAAAAAUAAGAUGUACUUCUAGUGCCCAUAACUUGGAAAAUAUUCCAAGUACUUUGUAUGGCUUCUUUAAAUAUGUUCAAGCUCUUGUACAAAAAAAUAUCAGUUGAUUCUUAAGGGGUCCAGGUGGGCCACACUAACUGACAUUUUCAUGGAACUGAACUCUGUGCUGGUAAAAUCCUGUUUCUAUGUUUGCAAUGCUUCAAACAUUACUGUGGUUUCUGGGAAUAACUGCAAAUUCUCACAACUACAAAACUUGACGUCCUUUUGCUUGAGUCCCCUUAAAGCCCGUACGUUCCGUAGGCACUGCAUGUGUGUCUUUGCCAAAUACAGGACAUUGUGCUAGUUAUAAACUACCGUAUUUUCCGGACUAUAGAGCGCACCAUACUAUAAGCCGCACCUACAAAUUUUUUGGAAAAAACUGGAAA
This is a messenger RNA of Archocentrus centrarchus (flier cichlid), 3351 nucleotides long. Its product is annotated as glycine receptor subunit beta-like. Gene Ontology annotation, molecular function: extracellularly glycine-gated chloride channel activity; transmembrane signaling receptor activity. Bases 124 to 1626 code for a protein of 500 amino acids. The record is from RefSeq and is a predicted model, not a curated record. The transcript is spliced from 11 exons. Gene Ontology annotation, cellular component: postsynaptic membrane. NCBI's taxonomy places the organism in Eukaryota, Metazoa, Chordata, Actinopteri, Cichliformes, Cichlidae. Gene Ontology annotation, biological process: monoatomic ion transmembrane transport; chloride transport.